AAAACAGGUAAUUCACUAUUAAUGAGUUUAGAGACAUGCGAAUAUAGGUUUUUUACAUCUUUUUUUCGACGCGAACUUGACGUGUGUUGCAAUCCAUUCAUUCGAGCUUUUGAAAUUAAAUUCGUAUACAUUUCGAAUAUUAAUAUAUAUUUGGGGCAAAUGUCAAAUCGAUUAAUUAAGUAUUGCAGCCAUCGACAUGUUUAUGCAAACAGCUGAGUUGGGAGUUUAGACAUGACAUUACAACAAAGAGGCAUGUAGAGAGUAAAGUGCGUCGAUGAAUAUGAAUAUACCCGAUAUUUUGUUGUAUUUUUCGCUGAUUUUAUUUAAAAAUAAUCACAUAUUUCAAUUUCUUAAGCUAUUAUAUGAGAAGUAAGCAAUUUUUCUGCGUUUCAUAAGAGUUGUGGCCACCAUUUAAGGCGGUGAUUAUUUACGGUUAUUUAUUGUUAUGUGUUGCGACAUAUUCAAACUGUUGUAUGCACACAUACCACAUCUAACGAGAUGUCUUUCCUAGUUAUACUGCUCAUUCUCUACAUCAUUUGGGAUGUUAACUACUUCAUUCGUUGCAUUUUCACUGUGUUGGCGGGGCGCCUGUUCCAGAGUAAACGCAAGGUCACUGAUACCACAACAAUCUAUGGUCUCUGCACCUCACAGGAUGUGGACAUCUUCAUACGACACAUGAACAACGCGCGCUACCUGCGAGAGCUGGACUUUGCACGUUUCCAUUUCUAUGCGCUGACUGGACUUUAUGAGCAAGUGCGCGAGCGCAAAGGUGGCGCCGUUCAGGGCGCUUCGAGUGUGCGCUACCGCCGCACCAUACCCAUUUUCCAUCCGUACAAGAUCCAAACCAAGCUGAUUUGGUGGGAUGAGAAGGCUAUUUACUUGGAGCAAUCGUUUGUCACCCUCUCGGAUGGUUUUGUGCGCGCUGUGGCAUUAUCCAAGCAGUGCAUCACCAAUUGUGACGUCACCGAAAUAUUAAAGACCUUCCCUGAAGCAGCAACACGACCGGAAAUGCCGGCAGAGCUGAAACUGUGGUUGGACUCGAUUGAACUGUCUAGUCAGAAGUUGCGCAAGGAUAAAAGAGCGUAAAGCGGAGAGAGUGCUCUCUUUCUUAGUUUUAUAAACUCACUAUUUGGGUGUUUAGGCUUAUUUUUUUUUACCUUUUUCAACGAUCCAUUACUAACUAUGUGGACAGUGAUAUGGAAAUAAAGUUUUUAGCUAUAAAAACAA
Molecule: messenger RNA, 1227 nt
Organism: Bactrocera oleae (olive fruit fly)
Lineage: Eukaryota; Metazoa; Arthropoda; Insecta; Diptera; Tephritidae
Product: protein THEM6
Source: RefSeq, a predicted model, not a curated record